Molecule: messenger RNA, 2381 nt
Organism: Triticum dicoccoides
Lineage: Eukaryota; Viridiplantae; Streptophyta; Magnoliopsida; Poales; Poaceae
Product: protein NRT1/ PTR FAMILY 8.3-like
Exons: 5
Coding region: 332-2089 (585 amino acids)
Biological process (GO): transmembrane transport; oligopeptide transport
Cellular component (GO): membrane
Molecular function (GO): transmembrane transporter activity
Source: RefSeq, a predicted model, not a curated record
UGAGACACGCAAGUGGCACCGAUCCCUUCCUUCGUCCCCCUUCCCCUUGCUUGCUUAUCCUCGUUCCAGUCGGUCGUUCUCCCCUGGCCCCAAGCCAAGACCUCCAACCACCACUCCGACUCCAGAUUCCUUCUCCCGCCCCAACUCCCUCCCUGAAGACUAGCCGGUGCUCGUGCCGUGCCCUUCACUGUUUCCGGUUGGACUUUGGACCCUGCGUAUCCAGAUCUACAAGUUUCCCUCCCUCCAUAUAUUCAGCUUCCGAGCAGAGUAUCCCAGCCCCAACCCGCCGUUCUCUCGCGCGCCGAUCGGACCGGAGGCUCGCCGUUCCACCAUGGCAGAGGCCGGCGACCCCACCCUGGAGCAGGGGCUCCUCGCUGACCCGGAGGAAUCGAACCAACUUACAUACACUGGAGAUGGAUCCGUCGACUUUUCUGGAAACCCUGUCGUGAAGGAGAAAACUGGUAGAUGGAAGGCAUGCCCGUUCAUCUUAGGUAAUGAAUGCUGCGAGCGGUUGGCCUAUUAUGGCAUCUCGACAAACCUUGUGACUUAUUUGACGAAAAAACUGCAUGAUGGUAACUCCUCUGCUGCUAGAAACGUGACUACAUGGCAGGGAACUUGCUAUUUGACUCCCCUUAUUGGAGCUAUUCUGGCUGAUGCAUACUGGGGGAGGUAUUGGACGAUCGCAACGUUCUCCACAAUAUACUUCAUUGGGAUGUCAGUACUGACUCUUUCAGCAUCAGUUCCUAUGCUCAUGCCUCCAUCUUGUGAAGGAGUCAUUUGCCCAGAAGCCAGUCCUUUGCAGUAUACCGUAUUUUUUCUUGGUCUUUACCUGAUUGCGCUCGGUACUGGUGGAAUCAAGCCAUGUGUCUCAUCUUUUGGAGCGGAUCAAUUUGAUGACACAGAUCCGGCUGAGCGAAUCCAGAAGGGAUCUUUCUUCAAUUGGUUCUAUUUUUCAAUAAACAUUGGUGCUCUUAUAUCAAGCAGUUUUCUGGUUUGGGUGCAAGACAAUUUAGGAUGGGGAUUAGGCUUUGGCAUUCCGACAGUUUUCAUGGGUCUUGCCAUCAUAAGCUUCUUCGCCGGCACGUCACUUUAUAGAUUCCAAAAGCCAGGUGGCAGUCCUAUCACACGAGUAUGCCAGGUAGUUGCUGCCACUUUGCGCAAGUGGAAUGCACAUGUUCCAGCUGACAGCUCUCUCUUGUACGAGCUACCAGAUGGGGUUUCAGCAAUUGAAGGGAGUCGGCAGUUGGAGCACACUGAUGAACUCAGAUGUCUGGACAAGGCGGCUACAAUUACUGAUCUUGAUGUGAAAGAAGAUAGCUUCAACAACCCAUGGCGGGUGUGCACCGUCACCCAGGUGGAGGAACUGAAGAUUUUGGUAAGGAUGUUCCCUGUCUGGGCAACGACAAUUGUGUUUUCAGCUGUCUAUGCUCAGAUGUCCACCAUGUUUGUGGAACAAGGGAUGGUGCUUGAUCCAACGAUCGGCUCAUUCAAGAUCCCUCCAGCAUCUCUAUCCACCUUUGACGUGGUUAGUGUCAUCAUAUGGGUUCCUAUCUACGACAGCAUCCUGGUCCCGAUAGCCAGGAGGUUCACCGGCAAGGAGAGGGGCUUUUCAGAGCUGCAGCGGAUGGGCAUCGGCCUGGUAAUCUCCAUCCUAGCAAUGUCAGCAGCCGCGGUCCUCGAGAUAAAAAGGCUGGCCAUCGCCAGGGAGGCGCACCUGGUGGACCAGAACGUCCCGGUCCCGCUGAGCAUCCUGUGGCAAAUCCCUCAGUACUUCCUGGUCGGCGCCUCGGAGGUGUUCACCUUCAUCGGGGCGCUCGAGUUCUUCUACGACCAGUCGCCGGACGCCAUGAGGAGCCUCUGCAGCGCGCUGCAGCUCAUCACCACCGCGCUCGGGAACUACCUCAGCGCCUUCAUCCUCACCAUGGUCGCCUACUUCACGACGAGGGGAGGGAGACCCGGGUGGAUCCCCGACAACCUGAACGAGGGGCGCCUCGAUAACUUCUUCUGGCUGCUCGCGGGGCUCAGCUUUCUCAACUUCUUGGUGUACGUGCUGUGCGCCAACAGGUUCAAGAGCAAGAAAGCGGCUUGAGCUUUUGAUUGAUGGUCAGAAAAGUUGGACGGCGUCGGAGCAACUUGCUUGAAAGGUCUAAAAGACUUGGGAGGUGUCAUCCUGUACAUGUAUACUUCGAAAUCUGUAUAUAUGUUUCUCAGUACAUUAUCCCUCUGUUUAAGCACGUGUUUACUUUUUUAACAAGCUGUAAUUCUCUUUGUAUUAGAAUCCAGUGUGGGUCAUGGAUCUCCUUUCAUGUACAUAUAUUUUAUUCACUUGAAGUUGGCAAAUUCAGCCCAUCAAGGAGCUGCAGUCUCCUGUUUAGCAUUCA